Aspergillus campestris IBT 28561 is the source of this 474-nucleotide messenger RNA. RefSeq lists its product as uncharacterized. The record is from RefSeq and is a predicted model, not a curated record. The transcript is spliced from 2 exons. Lineage: Eukaryota; Fungi; Ascomycota; Eurotiomycetes; Eurotiales; Aspergillaceae. Gene Ontology annotation, biological process: proteasome assembly. The coding region runs from base 1 to 474 and encodes 157 amino acids.
AUGGCUAAUUCAUUUGACGUCAACCAACUCCCAGAUCAUCUGGACCUCCCUUUUCCUGCUGCCACGAAGCAAGCCACUGGUGUGAUCAAUGGAGUCCCAACCGAUGUGAUGUCGCUGAGCUUCAGCGAUAAGAUCCUCUUUACCAUAUCUCAAAAAGGCCGGCUCGGUCACUGGCUACAUGUCCCUCUGGGCAGUCAAAACCCAGGCACGGAUGGGGCGCACACCAUCCCAGAAUCCGCAGAUGAUGACAGUCUUCUUCCAAUGGCUAGCUUGACUGCUACUUCUUUGCUGGGGGGUCGGCUUCCUGGACAUGAGACCAUUGGUCAGCUAUACGCCCGUCAGGUGGCUAGUAUCAUUGUGACGAAGAACCCCAAUGAGAAACGUCUGCUCGUUGUUGGGAUCGGGCUUGAGACCGCCGAGGCUGAUCGCGAUGUCUUUUUUGGAAUUACGGAUCUUGCGCUUCAGUGCAUUUAA